This is a messenger RNA of Aspergillus clavatus NRRL 1, 2268 nucleotides long. It is a transcript of the gene dbp7, whose product is annotated as putative ATP-dependent RNA helicase. The coding region runs from base 1 to 2268 and encodes 755 amino acids. The record is from RefSeq and is a predicted model, not a curated record. Gene Ontology annotation, molecular function: nucleic acid binding; ATP binding. Gene Ontology annotation, biological process: ribosome biogenesis. The transcript has a single exon. NCBI's taxonomy places the organism in Eukaryota, Fungi, Ascomycota, Eurotiomycetes, Eurotiales, Aspergillaceae. Gene Ontology annotation, cellular component: nucleus.
AUGGCGGACGACGGCUUGCUACUCAACUUUUCCCUCGGGGAUAGCAAUGUCAUCAAAGCAGAGCCGAAGCUGAAGGGUGGAACGUGGCGCGACCGGCUCAGCGCAAGAAAAAUCGCUCAGCACCGAUCAAAAGGCCCCCGGAAACCCGGCGACGAGAACACUGCACCCAGAGUGCCGCGCAAUCCUAAUCAGAUCGAAGUUUCUGCGACACGGCCUCAGAAGAGACAGAGAACGGAUGGAGGUGACGGCGGAAGACCCCAGUCACAUGCACAAUCCAACCAGCCCCGCCAGUUUAUCUCAUCGCUCUUCACGAAGAACCCGGAGCCGAAGAAUGUUGAGGAGGUAAAGGAAGAAGGACCGGUUGAAGAGGCGAAGCCGACCAACGCCCCGUUGAUUGAUGGCCUUGACACAUUCACCAAUUUGGGUCUGUCGCCCAGUCUAGCGGCGCACCUUCUCACAAAACUCGAAUUGAAGGCUCCGACGGCGAUUCAGAAGGCCUCGAUAUCGCAGCUUCUGAAGGAGGAUGGCGACGCCUUCAUUCAGGCAGAGACUGGUUCCGGAAAGACUCUGGCCUAUCUGCUUCCCUUGGUGCAGAGAAUCAUGACCCUUUCGAAGCCUACCACGGACGCGACAGGUCAGCCCAUCGUGCACCGGGACAGUGGCUUGUUUGCUAUCGUCCUGGCGCCGACUCGUGAACUGUGCAAACAGAUCUCCGUCGUGUUGGAAAGUUUACUACGGUGUGCGCAUUGGAUUGUCGCCGGAACUGUCAUUGGUGGCGAGAAGAAGAAGUCGGAAAAAGCGAGACUGCGGAAGGGGUUGAACAUUCUUGUCGCGACCCCCGGAAGACUCGCAGAUCAUUUGGAAAAUACGAAAGUGUUGGAUGUGAGCAAUGUGCGGUGGUUGGUGCUCGAUGAAGGUGAUCGCUUGAUGGAGCUGGGCUUUGAGGAAGAGAUCCAGGGGAUAGUCAAGAAGCUUGAUGCUCGACAGCGGCCGAGUCGGAUUCCGGGGAUCCCUACGAAGAGGACCACGGUUCUUUGCUCUGCUACGAUGAAAAUGAAUGUGCAGAAGCUAGGUGAAAUCAGCUUGAAGGACGCAGUCCACAUCAAAGCAGAUCCAGAGGAUGAGGAUGAGAAAGCCAGGUUGGCGAACAAAGAGGAGGAUUCGGCCUACCGGGUGCCUGCUCAGCUGAAACAGUCGUAUGCAGUGGUUGCAGCCAAGCUCCGACUUGUCACGCUCACAGCCUACUUGAAACGUACCUUUAUGAGGAAAGGUUCGGUUAUGAAGACCAUUGUUUUCGUAUCCUGUGCGGAUUCCGUCGACUUUCACUUCGAAGUAUUCACAAGAAAGAAGCAACAAACAGAUGAUGCCGAUGCCAGUGACGAAGAAAAGACCGAGGAGAAACCAUUGUCGCCCCACGGUACAAUUGCGCCUGCCACGGCUUUCUCGAACCCAUCGAACCCGGUCACCUUGUAUCGACUCCACGGAUCUCUGCCCCAGAAUGUCCGAACAUCGACUCUCGCCUCAUUCGCCAAGAACCGUGAACCGUCUGUUCUGAUCUGUACUGAUGUUGCAUCUCGUGGUUUGGAUUUGCCGAAUGUCGACCUGGUCGUCGAGUACGACCCAGCGUUCAGCGCCGAAGACCACUUGCAUCGUAUCGGACGUACGGCCCGUGUCGGUCGCGACGGUCGAGCUUUGGUCUUCCUUAUGCCUGGCUGCGAGGAGAACUACGUCGAGAUUCUCAAACGGGGCUACCGCGACGGCGGGAAGGCGCUCACACGCGUAGACGCAAACGACAUACUCAAGCGCGGGUUCGGCGGUAACGUCGAGGCCGGGAAGAAAGACUGGGACGUCAAAGCAACAGAUUGGCAGUGCGAAGUUGAGCGCUGGUCAUUGGAGAACCCACAAUACCUCGAGAUGGCACGAAGGGCAUUCCAGUCCCACAUUCGUGCAUACGCCACGCACAUCGCCGCCGAACGGAGCAUGUUCAACAUCAAGGAACUUCACCUGGGACAUCUCGCCAAGGCGUUUGCGCUGCGUGACCGUCCCAGCAAGAUCAACGUACCGGGUCUACGCCAAGGAAAGGAGGAAACGAAGAAGGAUUUCAAGGCCGAGAGACGACCAGCUGCAGGCCAGAAGAGAAAGGCAGAUGGAGCAGAUAUGGGUGACAGUAAAUCUUCUUCUUCCCAUGACACGGCGACGUCGGCCCAGAAAAUGAGGGCUAAGAUGAAGGAACACAUGGCUGGAGCAAGCGAAUUCAAUCUUGCUUAA